AUUCGAUCCAACAUGGUCAUGAAAAUGAGAGAAUUCCUGUGCAAUAAACUAGGUUUUGUAGAUGUAGAAACUCCCACAUUGUUCAGAAGAACACCAGGGGGAGCAAGAGAAUUUGUUGUACCUACAAAAAUACCUGGGAAAUUUUACUGUCUUCCACAAAGUCCACAACAGUUUAAGCAACUCCUUAUGGUAGGGGGUAUAGAUCGUUACAUGCAGAUAGCAAAGUGUUAUCGUGAUGAAGGAGCAAAGACAGACAGGCAACCAGAAUUCACCCAGGUUGAUAUAGAGAUGUCCUUUGUCACCCAAGAGGACAUUAUGGAUGUCAUAGAAGGCCUUCUGGUAAAUUCAUGGCCAAAAGAGAGUGGAGUCCUAAAAACUCCUUUCCCCCGUAUGACAUAUGAAGAUGCCAUGCGACAGUACGGUAUUGACAAACCUGAUACAAGGUUUGAAAUGAAGAUCCAAGAAGUUACAGACAUAUUCCAGGGUCAAUCUGUGCCUGUAUUUGCCAAAGCUCUAGCCACUCCAGGAUGCAGCAUACAUGCGCUCAACAUCAAAACGGGCCAGAAACACUUAUCCAAUAAAGAUAUAGAAAAAUUACAAGCAUUUGCCAAAGAAUCAGAAGCAGAACUGAAUUUGAUCCCCAUUAAAAUGAAAGAAGAUCUCUCUCUCCAAGGAAGUAUGGCCAAGUUUCUCAGCACAGACACCAGGUCCAGGUUGAUCACUCAUCUUGGUAUGGAGCCUGGGGAUUUGGUCUUCUUGUCUGCUGGGGAGACUUAUGCAACGUGCGCGCUCCUUGGAAGAGUCAGACUAGAGAGCACAAACAGUUUUGACGAAGAAGAGAGAAGAAAGCUUCAAGAUCCGAGUGCCCUUAAUUUCUUGUGGGUAUAUGACUUUCCAUUGUUCCUGCCAAAAGAAGAUGGCACAGAGGGUCUGGAAUCUGCUCACCAUCCAUUCACAGCCCCUCAGCCAGGGCAGGAAGAACUGUUAUAUACUCACCCAGAGAAGGUCCAAGGUCAGCAUUAUGACCUGGUGCUAAAUGGGACUGAGAUUGGAGGAGGGUCCAUAAGAAUUCAUAAUUCCCAAAUGCAAAGAUAUGUACUAGAAGAAAUCUUGAAGGAGGAUUCCAGCCAGCUUAAUCACUUACUUCAGGCAUUAGACUCAGGAUGCCCACCACAUGGGGGUAUAGCACUAGGUUUGGACAGACUGGUUGCAAUUGCAUGUCAGGCCAACAGUAUUCGUGAUGUGAUCGCUUUUCCCAAGACUUCUGUAGGAAGAGACAUCAUGAGUGAUGCUCCAGCAAGAAUUUCUGCGGAAGAACAAAAUUAUUAUCAUAUUAAAGUGACUGAUGACGGCACAUGACAUAUGGUUAUGUCAGUAGGUAUAUGACAGUGGUAUAUAUUAUAAAGGUAAAUUUUAACAGAGGGAUGUUGUAUGAUCUUUAGAGCAGCUGCUUUAUGCUUCUGGAAAGCUUGAGUUAUGUAUGUCAUCUUUUAAAAACUUGUGCUGAUGUCAGCUAUUGAGAGUAAAAGAUAAUGACAGUUAC
Messenger RNA from Lingula anatina, 1543 nucleotides. Its product is annotated as aspartate--tRNA ligase, mitochondrial. The record is from RefSeq and is a predicted model, not a curated record. Gene Ontology annotation, biological process: aspartyl-tRNA aminoacylation. Gene Ontology annotation, molecular function: ATP binding; aspartate-tRNA ligase activity; nucleic acid binding. NCBI's taxonomy places the organism in Eukaryota, Metazoa, Brachiopoda, Lingulata, Lingulida, Lingulidae. Gene Ontology annotation, cellular component: cytoplasm; mitochondrion.